AUGGAAGUGGAACCCUCACAAAUUCCUCUGCAACCCCUCUCCAAUACAAGACACAAAUGUCCAGCUUGUUACAAGCAGUGCAAGAAGAAGGAGCAUAUUAUUGAACAUAUGCUAACAUCUCAUCAUUCGGUUCAUGACCCUAAAUGCGGUGUGUGUAACAAACAUUGCAAAUCAUUUGAAUCACUAAGGGAGCACAUUUUUGGUCCAUUGGCCAAAGUGAAUUGUUCAAGCAUCUUUGCUGAAAGAGACUGCAUUUUGUGUCUGAAAAUCUGUAGCAGCGUGGACUCUCUCAACGAGCAUAAGGAAACAUGUCAUCUUACCACUCCUCAACCCAUUGAGACAGUGGAGAUUCAUCGUUCAGCAAACGAAAUGAUCAACAUAAGAAGUCAGGAAGUAGUCGCCAUAUGUUGUGUAAUGGUUGGAGGUGAUUGGUCACAAGAACUUUGCGCAAGGGUAUGCCUAGUUGACGAAGAUGAGAAUAUUAUUUUUCAGACUUAUAUUCUACCUCCGACUCCUGUGGCUGAUUAUAGGUAUGAAAUUAUUGGUAUAUCAGAAAAUAAUCUACAAGAUGCCAUGCCUUUGAAUGAAGUCCGAGAGAGAAUUCAGCAGAUUCUUUACAGCGGAGAGCCAAUUGGUAGAGUACUUGUGGGCCAUAACCUUGAGAAACAACUGCAUUGCUUGAAGAUGUCUUAUCAUGAUCAUCUUCUGAGAGAUACUGCAACAUACCAGCCCCUGAUGAAGACCAACUUUUUCAGCCAUUCUCUGAAAUAUCUAACCAAGACUUAUCUAGGAUAUGACAUCCAAGUUGGUUUCCAUGAUCCUUACCAAGAUGCAGUGUCUGCGAUGCGGUUGUACAAGAGGAUGUGCUCACAGGACCACCCAAUGGUUUGGGUUUCAAUUUCACCAAGUCAACUCAUUAUCGGUUGCUCUAAUCCAUGGAAAUCCGUGGCACACGAGAGAAUGACAAUAGAGGAGCUCUUAGCAAUAUCCAGAGCAAACUAUCAGUGUUGGUGUCUUGAUUCACAGGAUUGAAUAUACAUUUAAUCUGAGAAAGUUUCCAGCUCCAACUGCGCGACACUAAAGCAAGAAUAUGUUAU
Molecule: messenger RNA, 1097 nt
Organism: Solanum verrucosum
Lineage: Eukaryota; Viridiplantae; Streptophyta; Magnoliopsida; Solanales; Solanaceae
Product: RNA exonuclease 4-like
Exons: 7
Coding region: 1-1032 (343 amino acids)
Cellular component (GO): nucleus
Molecular function (GO): nucleic acid binding; exonuclease activity
Source: RefSeq, a predicted model, not a curated record